Messenger RNA from Heterobilharzia americana, 509 nucleotides. Lineage: Eukaryota; Metazoa; Platyhelminthes; Trematoda; Strigeidida; Schistosomatidae. The record is from the annotation of a GenBank genome assembly.
CCAUCAUGUGCGUGCAUGACACUAAGUACAUUGAGGAUUUAUUGCAAAUAUUGAACAUAUUUAAUGUAAUGCACUGAAACAUUGAGUAUAUCUUCUAAUCUGUAUCACAGUUUUCCGCAAAACAACGUUUCUAAAUAAUGUAAUAUAAUAUAUUUUUAAUGGAACAUUUACAUAAUCAAUCAGUAAAUGACAAAAAACUCAAGAGUUCAAAACAUAUACGAUUUUCUACUUCUCCAUCAUUUUCAUCUCCUGCAUCGUAUAGAUGUUUGCAAAAGUUCAGUAUACAUCCACCAUAUUUGAAUGUAAACUGCUCAGAAAAUUUGGAAAUUAAUAGUAAUAUUGAUCUAAGCAGAAGAUUCUAUCCAUUUAAUGGAAUUAAUCAACAUAACUUUAGUCCUUCGUUAUGGACUAAUCAAAAGACAUCCAUAUAUAAUGAAAAUUUAACACAGUAUUCAUUCAUAUCCGAUUUACUCAAUUUAAAUAGUUUAGAUGGCAAUAUAAUGAAAUAG